AUGCUGUAUCUCCAUGGCAGUGCCAACGCCCUAAACCUUAGGCCUCAUCACAUCAAGAACAUCCGAGUCGCCGAAACUGAUGAUGUCAACCAUUUUCGCCAGAUACGGGUUAUGGAUGUGUCGGAGAACUUGGUUGAAGACUAUCUUCCUACCGACUAUGAUCAUGAUGAGGCGCAGCUUGAGCUAGACCCUUUGUUUGGAGUCCAGAUUGAGGAUAAGUACGAGGCUUAA
This is a messenger RNA of Paracoccidioides brasiliensis Pb18, 231 nucleotides long. RefSeq lists its product as uncharacterized. The record is from RefSeq and is a predicted model, not a curated record. The transcript is spliced from 2 exons. The coding region runs from base 1 to 231 and encodes 76 amino acids.